CCAAGCGGAUGCCUGAAAUCACGGAUAGUACCGAACCCUAUAUAUACUAUGUUUUUUCCUAUACAUAAGUGACUAACAGGCGGGUAGCGUAUACAGCGUGGAUUACCUGGACAAAGGGAUUACUCACGUCCUGGGUGGGACGGUGCGAGAUUUCAUCACGCUGCUGAGAAUGGUGCGCAAUUUAAAACUUAUGAUUUGUUUAUUUCUGGAAUUUUCCAUUUAAUAUUUUCGACCCCAGUUGACUGCAGGUGACUGAAACUGCGGAAAACGAAACCACGGAUAAGGGGGGACCACUGUAUAUGUAUAUGUGUUGCUAAUGAUGAAUUAUCCUAACUCACAUGUGAAAAGUCUUUCAGUGCAACUUUUGCCUGUCGAGAUGCCUGUCCAAAUCUGUGGCUGUCCACCAGAGGCAUUGAGGGUCAUCCAAGGGAAGGCAGUUGUUUUGGUCACAAUCAAUGGAGAGUAUUAUCUCAACAUGCCAGAGCUGACCUGUGAGGGAUGCCAGGCUACUUGGAAUGCAGAAGUGGAUGACCUUAUACGAAGUGGCUACUGGUCUGCCACCCUCAACUUUGCAACAAUUUAUGAGGCAGACUUAUUUUAUACUUUUGAGGACAUGAAGAUGGCAUCACCAGGGAUGUCCUGUCAGGCAUUUCUACGAAUGCUUGAGAAGCGGACUGUUCGCUUUGGUCACACUGGGAAGAUCACGUCAGACAGCUUUCAAAAAAGCUUUUUUGAAUGGGCUGCUGUUCAAUAUGAAGUCGAUUCCAUCUGCAAGGAGGAGCAAUUUAGCUGCCCUGCCUGCACCCUGGCAAUGCUUGCGGUCUUGGUUGACAGAAACCGUAAGCAUUACCAUUUCAAGAUCUGAGGAGCAGGCCAUUAGAUCCAGAUUAAUGGAUCACAUACACAGCAAAACCAAACAUGUAACUGCAGACUUGCACUUCUAUCUGAAUAUCUAAAGUCACUGGAAGCGGCAUGUGUGGUGGGGAGUGGUCGGCAGCCAGAGAGACUUCCCACAGAUCCAGCAGUAAGGUGGAUUAGGAGGGACUGGAGCUGGCAGUCUGCAGGCAUGGUGUCGUGCUGGCUGCCCUUAAUAUGUUUAGGGGCGAAAUAUUUGCGUCCCCCAUGUUUUUACAGCACCAGCUGGCAUCCAAGCAUGAUAUCAACUUCUUUUGUAUGGAUGUUACCUGCAAAUACUGGCCGUACCUACAAAGAGUUUGUACUGACUGUCCAGAGCUCCAGCCCCUUCAGAGGCCCCUCCUGUUGGUUGUACAUGCUAAAGCCCAUGACUUCAAAUGUGAGGUGAAAUGGAGCGGAGCAAAUCAUGAUGGUGCUGGUUCCACACUAGGGGAGGAAGUGGAGCAGUGUAAUGCUUUUCUCUCCAGGAUAGCAGUCAUCUCUAAGCACAUGUCAAAAGCAGACUUCUAAAGCUCUGAAAAUCGGGUGGGGGGAACUGGAAACCCUGAAAGCCCAGCUUCAACUGAAAGAAAACACCGUGGAGGAAUUUGUGCAAGUGAAAGAAUGGGCAGAUGGAGAAACUGACCAUCAAGGCACGCCACAGGUUUUGUGUCAGAAGGUUGAGGCCCGCACAACCAGUAUUAAGACAAGAUUUCAAUGCCUCUACCAAAAAAAUGACAGCAAAAGGUCGACACAGAAUCCACCAAAGAAUAAGGCAACAGAAGACCACUUUGAAGGCCAUGGUGUCAGAUUACAACAGCCUCGUUCCACCCGAGCAAGCAUUGUGCAUGGGUCGUAUCCUGGACACAGAACAUCCCUGGCCUUGGCAAAUUACAUGAAGUGGCAGAAUGCUAUGGUAGUUGGAAGAAGACUUAAUUUGUGUAAUUACUGAUACAGUGGUUGAAAUUAACAGUGCUGCAGUCUUCAAAAAUGGACUUUCUGGAAGACUACACCAUGGACCCUGACUACAAACUCAGGACAUCUAUGGGGAUGCAGGCCUCAGCUAAAGCUGAGAGAGGGGGCAGUGUCAUAUCACCCAUCAUUCAAGGGAACACCCUCACCAACCUGACAAUCAACAUCUCAGGAAGUCUGAACCAGAAUGUUGGUGAAGAGAGAGCCUUGAAAAUAGACCAUACACUUUUAAAGGAAGUGAAAUCCCAUCACAAAUCCAUGCUGCUAAGGAAGUUUGAACACGUCACUGAAUGUGUUGCCAGGAACGGUGAACGACGUUUGCUGAAAGAUCUGUUCACUGAGGUUCUGAUGACACAAGAUGAGAUGGAGGAGCCCUUCAGCAGUCUCGAUUCAUCGAAUGCAGAGGUGCCAAAAGACCUGGAGAGGGUACACACUGUCCAAAGAGGUGAUAUUUUCAAGGCGGGGUCAAGACAAAAGAGGAUCAGGACAGUGCUGACUACAGGGAUAGCUGGGAUUGGGAAAACCAUGUCUGUGCAGAAGUUCAUUUUUGACUGGGCAUCUGGAGUGAGCAGCCAGGAGUUUGACUUUGUUUGCGUCUUUCCAUUACGGGAACUCAGCCUGGUCAGGAAAGAGGUCAGCUUCCAGGAGCUCCUGUGGCAGUACUACCCACACCUGAGGAGGUGUGAGAACCUCCUUUCUGAAGACUCAGUACACUUCCUCUUCAUCUUUGAUGGACUGGAUGAAAGCAAGCACACUUUGGAUUUCUUCAAGUGUCCGCCAUUUCAAGAGGAGAGGAAAGCCACAACCGUGGAUGUUCUGCUCACAAACAUUAUCAGGGGAGACCUGUUUCCAGGAGCCUCUGUUUGGAUCACCUCCAGAUGGUCAGCAGCCUGCCAAACCACUGUUGGCUUCAUGGACAGGAUCACUGAGAUACAAGGCUUUGAUGACCAGGGGAAGGAGGAGUACUUUCAGAAGAAGUGCCAGGACGAGGCUGUAGCCGAUAAGAUCAUCGCUCACAUCAAGUCUCACAGAUGCCUCUAUCACAUGUGCAACAUGCCCUCCUUCUGCUGGGUGCUGGCCAGUGUGUUUGGGCAUACCCUACAGUGGGACAGCAGUACUCAUGUUCCAAGGGUGCUUACUGAAAUAUACACCGAGUACCUCCUCAUCCUGCUGACCACCCAGAGGCAGAAAUACCAGGACGGGGUGGGGCUGAGCCAGUUUAGCCUGAUGGAGUCCAACAGGGAUGCUAUUCUCAGUUUGGGGAGGCUGGCCUUUGAACACCUGGAGAGGGGAGAUGUUGUUUUUUAUGAAUGGGACCUCAGGCGAUACCACAUCAGCUUUGACUCCCCCUCUUUUUACACAGGGGUGUGUAAGGAGAUAUUUCUGCAGGACACUCUGUCUUUGCACGGCAGCGUGUACUCCUUCAUCCAUCUCACACUUCAGGAGUAUUUUGCAGCUUUGUAUGUCUUUGCCUGUCAGCGAAAUAGUCGCCGCAAUGUGCUGAAGAGGCGAAAAGGUGUCUUUGGGCAUCUGGGCUCACCACCCAGCUUGCUCGACGUCUUGACCUCUGGGCUGAAGAGGUCCAUCAAAAAUAGAAAUGGCCACCUAGACAUGUUUAUCAGGUUCCUGCUGGGCUUGUGCACCAAACACAACCAGAAUCUGCUAGGUGGACUCUUCCUCGAGUCGGAGCACUAUUCGGACACGAUCCAGCAGAUCACUCACUACAUCAAGGGCCUGAUUCAGAAGGACAUCCACCCGGAGGGAUGCAUCAAUCUUUUCCACUGUCUGAAUGAGCUGAACGACCACAGCCUGGUGGAGGAGCUGAAAACUGCUCUGGACUCAGGAAGGCUCUCCAAGGACGUCCUCCAACCCUGCCAAUACUCUGCCUUGGCCUUUAUGUUCCAGAUGUCCCAAGGAGAAGUGGACGAUCUGAACUUGCGUUUGCUCCGAAUACGAGAGGAUGGUGUCCUGCGAAUGCUGCCGAUUGCAAAGUAUUACAGAAGUGUGAGGUUGUACCAGUGCUGUCUGACCUCUCGAAGUUGUGCUGACCUCUCUCGCCUCCUCAUCUCUGAGCAUUCCCGACUCACAGAGCUGGACCUCAGCUGGAACAUCCUGCUGGAUGCAGGGGUCAAACUCCUGUGCUCUGGUCUGACCCACCCCAUUUGCAAGCUGAGGAAAUUGUGGCUGAGGCACUGUGGUCUGACACAGGUGAGCUGUGAGGUUCUGGCUGGGGUGUUGACCACAACGUCAAGUCUGAGGGAGUUAGACCUGGCGUGGAACCCCAUCCAAGACCAUGGCCUGAAGCUGCUGUGUGUUGGCCUUACCCACCCCAGCUGCCAACUACAGAAGUUGUGGCUGAUGAGCUGCCACCUGACCGCUGACUGUGGUGCCGCCCUGGCCUCCUGUCUCCGUGAGUCCCAGCCAGGCCUCAGGGAUCUCUGUCUGGGCCGAAAUGAACAGCUGGGUGAUAAGGGGGUGAGGUCGCUCUCUGCUGGGCUGAGGAGCCCUCAUUGUCACCUGGAGAGACUGUGGCUGCACUGCUGUGGACUGACUGCGGCUUGCUGCAAGGACCUGGCUGCGGCUCUCUCUGUGGAGCAGUCAAGCCUAAAGAUGCUCGCUCUGAGCAUCAAUUACCUGGGAGAUGCGGGGCUGACCGCCCUCUGGCCUGGUCUGCAGAGCCCACACUGUAAACUGGAGGAACUGGGAUCUGCUCCUUGCAGGCUUGAGGCCUGCAGUCUCACCUCAGAAAGCUGUGAGACUCUGGCCUCGACUAUUUCUGCCUGCCAUUCCAGGCUGAGGUUCCUGGAUCUGGGGGUAAAUGCACUGAAGGACACUGGAGUGGCGCUGUUGUGUGCUGGGCUGAAGAGUCCAAAUUGCAAAGUACAGAAACUGAUACUGAAGGGCUGUGGGCUUACUUCCAAGAGCUGUGAGAGUGUGGCUUCUGCCAUUCAUUCGGCCCCCCUGGAGCUAUCUGAGCUAAACCUGCAAGGAAACGAAAUGACGGAUGUGGCCGUGGAGUCGCUGAUCUCAGCACUGAAGAAGCCCGGCAGCCGACUCUGCAACAUUAUUCUCCUGGGUGCCCAGGUGAGCUGGGCCCUGAAGGGGGAGCUGAUCUCUGUGCUGGCGGAGCUGCGGCAGUCUGGGAGGGACGUCACUGUCCAGCUGGAUUACAAGACCACCCUGUGAGCACCCCAGAGAGGACGCUGAACAUAAAUGUGUAACGAAUGGCAGAUACUUGUACUGACCCUUAGCAGCAGGUAUGCACCUUGUUUUACAGUGCCCUGUGCACUCUAGAUCUGCCACUAAUACUG
Megalops cyprinoides (Indo-Pacific tarpon) is the source of this 5177-nucleotide messenger RNA. RefSeq names its product NACHT, LRR and PYD domains-containing protein 12-like. Bases 1885 to 5052 code for a protein of 1055 amino acids. The transcript has 20 exons. Gene Ontology annotation, molecular function: protein binding. The record is from RefSeq and is a predicted model, not a curated record. NCBI's taxonomy places the organism in Eukaryota, Metazoa, Chordata, Actinopteri, Elopiformes, Megalopidae.